Messenger RNA from Xyrichtys novacula (pearly razorfish), 10692 nucleotides. NCBI's taxonomy places the organism in Eukaryota, Metazoa, Chordata, Actinopteri, Labriformes, Labridae. The record is from the annotation of a GenBank genome assembly.
GACAGACCUUUAGAAAAGCAGAUAGAGAGGGAACGAAAGCAACGGCCCUCUUUAGGAGGGGGGGCUUAUUAUAACAAAUAUAUACACACAUGUGUGAACAGUUUGGCCGCAUGAUAGGUCAUAUGUGGAUAACAGUUACUUUAGAAAAGCAUUAAACCGCGGCUGUACAUUUAAAAUGCCUAUUUUAGUUUUCCUGUUAGACACGUCCGCCUCUAUGAAUCAGCGCACUUAUUUGGGUACGACGUAUCUGGACGUUGCUAAAGGCGCGGUUGAGGUCUUUAUGAAGGUAAAGAUUGAUUUUACCCCGAAUUUUUCAGGAAGAAUGCACCGUUGGAGAGCAUAGGAUUCCUUGGACACAAUUGGUCGAAAUUAAUAUAUGUUGUUUUGGUUUUCUUUUUUGACAGCUGCGUGCCCGAGACCCGGCUAGUAGAGGCGACAGGUACAUGCUAGUUACAUUCGAUGAUCCACCAUACGGAGUGAAGGUAAUCAGCAACUGAUACAUUUUUUACAUAUGACAAAGCGGACGUAUUUUUUCUGUUAGUAAGGUUUUAUUGUCCUUCUGGUUUGUAGUCAGAGUCGGGCGGCUUCCCGGUGGCGAAAACGGCAUUAUUUUGCUCCAAAUACCCGCAGACCCGGAGCUGCACUGCCUCCGACCAUCCAGCGGACAUUUUGCUUUUGUGUUGAGAAAAGUCUCGGGCGUUGAGAUGGAGGCGGAGAGAUUUAUUAUCGUGUAUGACGUCGCCGUUUUUUGUGAAAGUAGAGCGUCCAGAUUGGUCAAAGAACCUGUCAGUCAUACCCUCCUCCCCCUGUUCUCUCAUCCAUGCAGUACCAUUGGCCAGUCUCAGCUAAAAGUUGAUAAACCCUUUUCAUCAUGAGUGGGUUUUUUUUCUGACUUACUGAGUUCGCUUGAAGACAUUUAUUCAUAUGAUCAACCAAAUGAUAAUUACUUGACAUACCGACACUUUGGACAUUAUGACCUGCAGUCCAAGAGAUUUAUUACCAACGACUUACACCCAAGCAAAAGCAUACAACCUAUACAGUAUAAAUCACUGCAAGAAUUUCAAUGGUAUCAUGUCAGCAAAGAUACCUUCCACAUUUACUUAAAGAUUUGUGUUACGACCUGGCAUACAUGUCACUGAGAUUUACAUGCACAGUUGAAUUUCAAAGUUAGCGCCUGCAUAAACCACUGGAGUCCUUGAUGUGUUUCAAGGCUUGUCUUUGUCAGGGGUCUUAGUUUUGCCAAGUUUGUCCACAAACAAACACUGCUUCUCCCCUCAAAAUAGGACAGUACAUACUUAUGUCCUGUUGUUGCUGGAGACAUUUAAUGGAUCCCUUUCCCUGUGGGAUCUUAAUUUGCAUGCAUGAUACCCAAACUGCAGCGCUAGAGCUGUAUGAAAACGUAUUAAGACAUCUUUUUGAUAGUAGGAGCAGUUACAGGUUGGAUGAUACAUUAAAGUAUUGAGUUUUUUUUUUCAUCUGUUUGAGUACACGGUUACUUAGUGCUAAUCUUUGUCUCUGCCCAACAACUAUCAGGCUCCGUCCGUCUCUUUUCUAACCUCCACAAGCUCCCCUUCAAGCUCAUUGUUUGGUAAAUUUAUUGUCUUCCUGUAGGCAUGCACGCAAGACUGGAGUUCUGACUUGAUAUCAUAAGCAGAUGCUGUAAUUUAUAUGAUGUAGUUACCACUGGAAGUCAAGAUCAUUGCUUCAUGCCUCCCACUGAAACAGCCCCCCUUAUUAGACCGUAGCCAGAUGGCCCAACAUGUAAUUCAUCUCACAUUGAAUCAUCAAGGUGCUGUCGUCUGGAGUGCUUUUUCCUUGUUCGUCUGUCCUCAGCUCUUCUUCCUCCUGCUCUUCCUCUCUUUGCCUGUUCCUUUGUUGUUCCUGCCCGCUUUGUGCAUGAAGGAUUAUGAUGAAAGGACAAGGUUGUACUGAAUGGGGCUACUCUGAUUGCACAGUUACAGAUGCAAUAAAUUGUUGAUGUAGAAGGAAAGAGAGGAGGUUUGGGUGAGAAGAAAAUAGGAAUGUUCUGAAGUUUGAAUUAUUGAGCACGAGCUGAGCCCUACUGGCUUAUAUGAGUGUCUGUGUCGGAGUUGUUACUUUGCCAUUAGCCCUGUGAAUGUGUUUCCCUCUUCUGUUUUGCUGCCGCUGCUCUUUGAUGUUGCUUCUAUCAAGUUGUCCUGAUCGUCAAAUCUCUCUCUCUCGUAACACCAGGUGCAUUUAUAGCAUAUAUACGUCCACCCUCUCUCUUUUUUCUGUCUCCCUCUGUCUGUCUUUAGCCUUUCUCCUCCCUCCCCCGAUAAAGGAAGUGGUAAGCUUACAGGUCAUCCUUAGAUUAGGCAUGAAGCUGCAGCAGUAAGGUACUUGACCCCGCAGGAGAAGAGUCCAUGAGCAGUUACACGCCCACAUCCUCUCCAGUGGGAGUGUAAGUCUGCUACAGAGGACAUGCAGCAGUGGGAAAUUUAUUUCUGGAUGCUUUUCAUGGAUGAAUUUAGAGUCUUUCUUUAACAGCAACAGCCAUGUGGGCCUGCUUUUUAACAAUGUUAUCUUCUGUUUCCAGAGCUUGGCAUAAACUGAUUUUAUUUAGUGGUGACUAUGAUGUCUCCUUGCUCUGAAUCAGUGGGUUUUAAAGAUUACAAUGCCCUCCACGAUAGGUAGCAGUUGUUCAAAACUUGUUCUGUUCUUCAUUCUAAUGACACAGUGUGGGGAUCUGUGGGUGGGGAUCUAUUUUGGCUUGCGGCUGCCCUCCAUGCACUGUGACUAUGGGCCUCCUCUGCUCCCGUGUUUUAUAGCUGUUUGCUAUGCUGUGCAUUCACCACACUCUCUGUAAUGUAUGUAUUUCAGGCAGGCUGGAAAGAGAACCACGCCACCUUCAUGUGCGAGCUGAAGAACCUCCAGGCGUCAGGGCUGACUACACUGGGCCACGCUCUCCGCACAGCCUUUGACCUGCUUAACCUAAACCGCCUCGUCUCAGGCAUCGACAACUAUGGGCAGGUAUUUGAUGACAAAAUCCACGUAUGCAUUUCUUUGACAGCAGCUCAAAAUUCACUCAUCUAAAAGUGUUAAUCUUUGAUAUCAGGUGCUUAUUUCAGGGCCUCUACACUCAUAUUCACAACAUAGUAUACCAAUUUUGAUCACCAUUUAGGGAUGAAUAAGUUAGUACAAGUUAAUGUCACACUGAUUUUUAAUUUUGUGUACGCAAGGUGACCUGCAGACUCCUUCUGAUUGUCUUGUAAUAUGUACUUUGUUUUUCUCAUGGCAGUAAGCAAGUAAGGCUGUGAACAGAGUUUAAUGUGUUUUUAAAAAUAUUCAGAGUUACAAGUCAGUAGGACCUAAAAUACAGACACUGAUUGUGGUCCGGACAAAGAAGAAAUUAUAGAUGUUAUUGGGGGAAUAAAGUGCCUACGGGCGCAGCUUACUUAAGCUUAUAAACCAAGAUAAAAAUGUUGUUGUAAAAAGCAACAAGUAAUAGCUUUCCUGAUAUGGCAGCAGCAUUCCGUAUAUGUGGACUUCCCCUGGAGAGAUAAAGGUUUAAACAAUGAUUUGAACAAAGCUUUCAGCUGGUAAUUUUUUAUUCCUCUAACCGGAGACAAAGAAAAAAAGUAUUGACUUUUGAUUGGAGCUUAUUCCAUUCUGCCCUGCCUCAGUGAGCACAGUCAUCAGCUCCUCACUCACAUUUUUCCACCAAACCCCCCUCUUGAAGGCAGGAAUAAAUUACUACUCUCAAGUACUGAUACAAGUUCAGAGCAUGGGGAGGGGCGUGUUAAUCUACUUAGACAUUCUCUGAGUGUUUGACUUAGACAAGUCUGACCCCUGCAGCACAGUGGUAAAGACCUCUAUCCUGGACAGCUAACACAAGGACACUUGCAACUACACAUUUAGUUCAACCACAAGGCUGCAGCAUGCUCUUCUUUUAAAUGUGUGGGUCGGGAGGUCGGAAGUCUAAUGCAAGUUACUGUUUUGAGUCAGAAAGGAAGAACAGGGCAAUGAGAAGAAACAAGGUCACUGUUUACCUAAACCACGAUUGAAUUGCUUCAUGCUACUUGUUCUCCAUCAGGGCCGCAACCCCUUCUUCCUCGAGCCAUCUGUGAUCAUCACUAUCACUGAUGGGAACAAGCUUACACACAGCUCUGGGGUGCCAGAUGAGGUGAGAGUGCAGACACAUUCAGUCAAGCUACUGUGGACUUGUUUGAAAACCAGCUAAGACUUUGUAAUGAUUUCAAGUAUUUGUGAAAUGGUGCAAAUAGGGAGCUGCAACAGAUGAAACAAAUAAAGUUCUUAAAUGAUAAUUGUGGUCUGUCUUCUGUCCAGCUGCACCUGCCCCUGAACUCUCCACUGGCAGGCAGUGAGCUGACCAAAGAGCCCUUUCGCUGGGACCAGCGUCUGUUUGCGUUGGUGCUGAGGCUUCCAGGAGCAGCCACACCAGACACCGAGCAGCUCGGCAGCGUCCCCACAGAUGAAUCUGCCAUCACUCAGAUGUGUGAAGUAACUGGAGGUUUGGCAUUUUCCUUUUUUGGGAACCAACUUCCAUCGUCAUUCUUUGAAGUGAAACACAUGAUAGCAUGCCUCCUGUUCUGUCUCAGGGCGAUCGUACUGUGUGCGGACACAGAGGAUGUUAAACCAGUGUCUGGAGUCUCUGGUCCAAAAAGUUCAAAGUGGAGUUGUCCUUAAUUUUGAGAAGACGGGGCCAGAUCCACCUCUUGUUGGGGAAGGUGAGUUACUGAAUGAACACAGAGCAAACAUUUGACCUUUGUACAAAUGUUAUAGACACAUUUUUAAAUGUUUGACUGUGGAGGUUCACAAAGUUUGGCUCACAUGGAGAUGCUCUGUAAGGGAGUGUACAGGAAGGAAAUCUGUCAUCAUGGACAAAAAAAAUACAUGGCUGAUCAAACAAUUCUUUCACCUGAUCAUUAGGCUGAGAAGAUUUUUCUCCUUUUCUGUUUUUUGUGCAGAAAACUCCGUGGAGUCAAGUCGUCCUGUAUCAUCCUUCAGCCCACAGGCGUGGCACAGUUGCCACAAACUCAUCUAUGUGCGACCAAACCCAAAGACAGGAGUUCCAGUCGGGCAUUGGCCCAUACCAGAGUCCUUCUGGCCGGACCAGAAUUCUCCUACCCUGGUGAGCAGAAAAUGGCUGAAAAUGAUCCGAGCCGCAGCUUUGGUCUUUGGGUUACCACGCCAGAGAUGGAAGUUGGAAACAGGUUUUCAACAGGUUUUCAUGAUAAGCCUUUAAGUCUGUGUAUAGACACAAUGAAGGAAUACUCCAGCCUAUUUUAGACAUUAAACAGUUGAUCCCCUGCGAUGCAGAGUGCCUAUGUGUGUGUUCAUAGAUGCAGAUCUCAGAGGCACAUGUUCUGGAAACUGUCACUUCUUUUUUAUGGGCAGUCCCCUCUCUCUCUUUGUCUCGCUUUCUCUCUCACAAGUCAGUAACUUUGAACUACAGCCAUAAUAGCCAAGUGUCUAAUUAUCUUAUCAUGUUUUAAAACCUUGAAUGAAUAUAUGUACCAAGCGGUUGACUUUUAUUCAUUUUCUGUUCAUAGCCACCUCGCUCUGCACAUCCUGUGGUGCGUUUCUCCUGCGUAGACUGUGAGCCCAUGGUGAUUGACAAGCUUCCCUUCGACAAGUAUGAACUGGAGCCGUCCCCGCUCACCCAGUACAUCUUGGAAAGGAAGUCUCCACACAUAUGCUGGCAGGUAUGGCAGAUACUCACUCAUCCAGAUCCACCCAUCUGCUGUCACUGGGACUGCCUCAAGGACUUUCUCUACAAUCCAGAAAUAAGAAAGCGCCUCACUUUAGGAUAGCUUUUUAGCCUUCUCUGUGACAAGACUCGUGCAUGAUCUUUGAUUAUUAAUCAUGCAUCAGUAAAUCUUUUCUAAAAAAAGACUUGUGAUGUUUUUUUUUUAUCCACAGGUGUUUGUCAGCAGCAGUGCAAAGCAAAAUGACCUUGGGCAACCUUUUGGCUACCUAAAAGCCAGCACCACUCUCACCUGUGUCAACCUGUUUGUCAUGCCUUACAACUACCCAGUCCUUCUUCCACUUCUUGGUAAGAUAUAAGGCAAAAAACUGUAUCUUAAAAUGGUUUCAAACUUCUAGUUCAGUAGGUCUGCACUGGUGUUAAAUUUAAAAAGUCAUCCUCUAGUGGGUCACCCCAUACUUCAAUCCAGUGCGUCUUUAACAGCGCUGUGUGACAAGCACUUGGUUUAUAGAAGUGUAAUACCCUUUUUGUGUCCAUCCAGAUGACUUGUUUAAAGUGCACAAGCUAAAACCAAACCUCAAGUGGCGACAAGCUUUCGAGAUGUAUCUGAAGACCAUGCCUCCAUACUACCUCUUGGUAAGCUGUACAUUUUCCAGUGCAUGAGUGUUGAGCGGUGUAUCAUUCUUGCAUAAAACUAACACCAACUGCAUUCCCUUGCUAUCUUUGAACAGCCCUUAAAGAAAGCGUUGAGGAUGAUGGGGGCACCUAAUCUCAUUGCAGACACCAUGGACUGUGGCCUGAGUUACAGUGUUAUCUCUUAUCUGAAGAAGCUCAGCCAGCAGGUAGGUAGGGCCCAUGAAACGGGGUUUCCUUAGCAACAUUUUCAAGCAAUAGGAACAUCGUAACAGGAGUUUGGAGACACUAGCCAAUCAACUGGUGCAGAAACACAGACACAAGUCAAAGCUAGUUGUCAAAGGAGUGUAUUUGCAUACAUCUGUGCACCCAUGGAUGAGUUGGCUUGAGGUCAGGAUGAUGAGCCAUGCUCUGUCACGUGUGUACUGUCUUUUAUGUGCUAAUUUGAUCAGAGGUCCAAACAAAACUCUAAGUGUUCCUGAUGAUCAUGUCAUCAAAGAUUCAGACAGGCUGUUGCAUUUACACAUGCAGGAAAACAUUUAGCUUACGAUCCAGCAAAUAGAUAAUUACCACAGAAUAAUGCUAAAAAAUAACCUCUUUGUCUCUGUGCUUCAAACUUAUUCCUCAUCUUACAACAGUCUUACACUUGUAGACUGAUACAUCUGAGCCAGCAGUGGUAAAAUGUGUUUCUUUCCCACAUUUGUUGCCAUUUAGGCAAAGAUCGAAUCUGAUCGCCUGAUUGUAUCUGUGGGGAAGAAAGCUCCCCAAGAAACUGGCAUAAAGGUGAGGAACCACUCCAGCUCUCUUUCUCUGGCCCACCGCCGGGAUUUCAAGCAGUUGUUGCAAGGAAUCAGCGGAGAGGGGCCCCUACGCCUGGCGGACAUCAACUUCAAAGAGUUUGCUGGCUUCCAGAUCGCCUUACUCAACAAGGUAGAUUUAAGGCAGAGAGUGCACUUGUGAAAAAAGCUUGACAUGCUUGUUGUUGGUAGAAAAGAUACAACAAAUGUAUGACUAAGUAUGUUGAUGCAUUUACAGGAUGUGAAACCUCAGGCUUAUCGCAACGCCUACGACAUCCCAAGACGAAACCUUUUGGAUCAACUCACCCGGAUGCGCUCUAAUUUGCUACGAACGUCCCAAAAACUCAUCAGAGGGCAAGAUGAAGGUAUUAACUGUUAACUAUUAACUUGGCAAAUCUCAAGAGUUGAAGCCCGAAUGCUUCAGAUCAGAUGAAAGAGCAGCAUUUCAAAGUCAAAGAAGAGAAACAGUUUUACAUAACCUUGCAGUAUCAGAAUAUUCAUGUAUGAUUUUCCACUACUACUUAAAGUAUUUUUUACUUUAAUGCAAAUUCAGCAACAAUUUUUGAGGGUUUCACAAUGAGAUAUGCAUGAUUCAAACCAGCCGUUUGAUAAACAUAAGAGAAAAAAUAACUUACUAAUGCUUCAGCACUUCCCUGUGGUUGUCAGACUAUCUACACAGUAUCCCGGUGGCUCAGAUGGGAAACUAUCAGGAGUACCUCAAAAUGAUGCCAUCUCCACUCAGAGAGAUCGACCCUGACCAGCCUAAACGCCUGCAUACGUUUGGAAACCCUUUCAAGCAGGAUAAGAAGGUAAACAGGCGGUAACACAGAGCACUGGUUGGCAUCCUUGAUAAAUGUGCCGUGAGCUCCUCUCUUACAGUCUGGUUUCCUGUCUUCAUCUUAGGGGAUGAUGAUCGAUGAGGCUGACGAGUUUGUAGCAGGCCCUCAAAAUAAGAAAAGAGGAAACUCUGGCGAUUCCAACUCAGGUGUAACCAUGAAGAGGAGACGGAGUAUGUCCCCGUUACUACGGCGACCACAGACGCCGCCUGGAAGCACAAACAACAUGGUAGUGGGGAAGAGUCCAGUAGCAGUUUCAGGGCAGCAGAACCUCCUUAAACCCAUCCCACAGCACAAAGGUAGGAUCAAGAUUUACUCAGAUCAUAAGAGUCACACUGUGUGUGUUGAUUAUGGGAUACCAAACACAAACACAAUCAAGGCAUGAUGACUGGAGAAUCAAAAUGUUACACAGAUUGAACAGCAUAGAGGUUUGAACUAUUGAUUUGUGUGCCACAGGAGUGGAUGGCAACAACAUAGGGGACAUCGAGACUAACGGUAACGGGGCUCUUGGCUCUGAACCAGGGGAGAUUUGGCCCUCUGAGAUGGACUCUAUAACGGAGAACCCAUCUUCACUGAGCCCUGAAGAAAAAGCCGAGUUAUGUGCAGCAGAUGGAGGAGAGGACAGUAACAUGAUGGAAGAGAGACUAAUGGAAGAUCCACUAGAUGAGCAGCCAUCAGAGGAGAAACACAACUAUGACAGACUGAGUCCACAGAGUCAAUUAGAGGACCCUGAAGAUAAUCCUCCAGAGCUGGAGACCAUAUUCAUAGCUCCGCUAGAUGGCUGCCAGGCAGAAUUGAGAAGCCGGGUCAUCAAGGAAGUCCGCAAACCUGGGCGAAGUGAGUACGAAAUCAUUCUGCUUUCCUGCAAACCUGCUAAUUUCAGUUUCAUACUGGGGGUAACUGGCUGUUUGUUAACUCUGUCGCUGUUUUUCAUCAGACUAUGAGGCAAUACUCGGACUACUGCAGCAGGUUAAAGGACCCGUUAACGUCCGCAAGUACUUCAUCCAGCAUGCUAUCAGAGAGGCUGUCAGGUAAGAAACAAUAACACUCUUCAGGCCAGGCUUAUGAGAGGAGCUUUUUACCCUGUUCUUAACACUGAGCAUGCCUGUCAGACAUUCAGCCCCAGAGUCACAUUAUAUUUCAGAUCUGGUCUAUUUGGAGUGCUGUAUUUGUUUUUCUUCUCUGGCAGGUUCAAGAAGCGAGUGCUGAUCCAGCAGCUGGAGAGGGCCCUCACAGAGGUGGAGGAAAAGGAAACCGCGUCCUCACAGCUUCUCAACGAUCAUGGCAGUUUAUAAUGAAGCGAGUUUUGUUUUCUAACCAGGAAAGUGAAUGAAGCUCCUCUUCUCUGACACGUUUUUGUUGAGCAACGGACUCACCGCCGUCAAACACGUUGUUUUUAAAUGGUCAUGAGGAAGAACGAGGGUACUGAAAUGUCCUGACAGAAGAAGCUCCGGCUGUCUCUGUGUUGUGACAUACCAUCCAGUUAGAGGUGGGAGGUCAGGGGUCUAACUGGAGGAGGCCUAAAGGUCAGAUGAAAAGACUAUAAACAUAAUUCUGUUGGCAGAUGCCUUAAACAUCUAGAUGGCUUUUGUCUAUAUCAGCACAUGGCUCAGAAAACACACACUCCACUGAAGAGACCCAAAUAAGUAGCGAGAUCCAGAGGUGACAUUCCUGUUAUUGUUACUUUUUUAUCAUAGCAGAUCUUUCUUCAGCUGGUCUGGACAAAGGUUUGUUAGACUGACUGAAACCAUUUUUAUAAGUAUUGAAACAUUUGAGUGGCUGAGAUAGAAAGAAAGAUUCUGAGCGUACGGAUAUAUUUUAAUUUCCUGUUGUAGUUGAAACAUUCUUUAUCUCAAUAUACCUGAAAAGUUAAAGGUCAAAUAAAGACCUGUCAAAUAAUAAUUAAAAAGUAAUAAACAGUUUAACUGAUCUGGUCAAUAAAACAACUGUCAAAUGCAGAAACUAAUCCACAUCUGUAUAUUCUCUCUAACUAGCAUAGAAACUAUGGAGCAGACAGUGUGGCAGAGUCUGAAAACUCCUCUCCAACCCUCCCAGACUAUAAAAAAGGACCGACUUCAUCAAAGUCUGUCUUGGUCUCAUUUGCUGUGAAAUGGCCAUUGUGUGUUUCGACACACAUUCAAGUCAUUCUUAAAGCUGCAAAUGAUCAACAUAAACAGCAACACCAAACUGUUUUGGGCUGUCAUCGAUACCGUCUUGUUGAACGGUUGUUUACUGGUUUCCUGGGUGAGCAUCAGCAUCCUCCUACCUGCUAUUACAGCAGUAGAGAAAGAGUCCAGUGAAUGUAGCUCUUGGUGUCUACGCAGAUUUUUCCCCUGAAACACACUAACACACAUGCAAAUAUGCAGACUUGUGAAAUCCCCCUCCAGAGCAUUACAAACACUCCAUUGAUUUCCAGAGAUAUGACUUUAUUGGGAGGAAUUUCAGAACCCGCCUCAGUUGACAGUCACCUGCUGGGAAUCUGCCCUCUGCUGCUUUUUACAUAAACACAAGUUUAUGUAAAAAGUCUUGUUGUUUAUCUUGUUUUUACGACAGAUGUACACUACUUUUUAAUGUUCAUAAGGAAUAUAGAUUAUUUUUGUGAAUUUGUUUAUUUCAGAGUGUAAGACAUAUUUUGUAUGAGAUGUUUAAAGCCAAUUUUGUAAACUGUCAAAUACUUAUAUGAAAAAACAACUUCUCUUUCUAUAAAACAAAAAAUAAACCUCAGGUAGAACGGUCA